UUAACUUAACAUUAAAACCCCAGAACCCAAUUUAUUUUUUCUUCACACACAUUCUCAUUAAUGGAGUUCAUUCAAAAUCUCUUACUCUUCUCCUUCCUCGUACUCUUUCUCUCUCCAACACUUUCUCACUCCUCCUCCAUUCAUGACCUCCUCCAGUCCAGAGGCUUGCCGGCCGGCCUCCUCCCGAAGGAGGUCAAAUCCUACACACUGUCUGAAUCUGGGCUGCUUGAAGUGUUUCUGGAUGGUCCAUGUAUGACCAAGUUUGAUACGAUGGCGUUUUAUGACAGUGUUGUUCGGGCAAAUUUAACAUAUGGUAGUCUCACCGGAGUCGAGGGCUUCUCGCAGGAAGAGCUCUUUCUGUGGCUUCCGGUUAAGGAUAUUGUCGUUGGUGAUCCGAAGUCAGGGGUAAUUCUGUUUGAUAUUGGUGUUGCUCAUAAACAGCUUUCACUGUCUCUGUUCGAAGAUCCACCGGAUUGUAAUGAGAAAAGUGCAUCGAAGAAAAAUGGCAGAGAAGAAAGGGGACAUGCAGCUCAAAAAUAAAGAUGGAAAUUAGAUGCUAAUCCUAUUUUAUUAACUUAGAUUAAGUAGUUUUCUAAUUAGUUAGUUACUAAUGUUAAUCUUUUUAAGUUUAAAUAUAUUAAGCCUUUUAUAUUAUUAUUA
Molecule: messenger RNA, 660 nt
Organism: Olea europaea var. sylvestris
Lineage: Eukaryota; Viridiplantae; Streptophyta; Magnoliopsida; Lamiales; Oleaceae
Exons: 2
Coding region: 61-540 (159 amino acids)
Source: RefSeq, a predicted model, not a curated record